Panicum virgatum (switchgrass) is the source of this 594-nucleotide messenger RNA. RefSeq lists its product as uncharacterized. Lineage: Eukaryota; Viridiplantae; Streptophyta; Magnoliopsida; Poales; Poaceae. The transcript is spliced from 3 exons. The record is from RefSeq and is a predicted model, not a curated record. The coding region runs from base 68 to 325 and encodes 85 amino acids.
AUCCAGCAACAACCUUCAAAGUAGUGUGAUACUAAUUCUGAAAGCUUGAGCAAGCAGAUCGUCGGCGAUGUCGAACAUUGAGUACCAGGCCGGCAAGGCGCAAGCCGAGGCCGAGUGCCAGGCGGAGCACGCCGCGCAGUCCGUCAAGGGCGCCGCCGGCGCCACCACUGGCGCCGCGGCCGACGCUGCCGGAGCUGCUGCCGACAGCGCGCAGCUGCAGCAGCACCGCGCCACCGACGCCGUUCAGAGGGCUGCCGAUCAGGUGGCUCACACGGCCGGGGGCGCGGCCGCCGCCGUCAAGGACACAGUCACCGGCGGCAACUGAUGGAUCCGUCUACUGAUCUACGAAUCAAAUUCACAAUGAUGCAUGGCCAAGCAGGGUUCCUGAAGCUAGGAAUGGCGACUAUUGUUUAUUUCUGUUUCUAUCGUUGUUUUUCCUAUUUUACUCAAGUCUAAUGCUUGAGGACUUUGUUGUUCCGAGUUGUAUCACAUUUAUUCCGUUGGAAAUUUUUCAUAACCCCAUCACAUCCAACGUGGGUAAGCUUAAUAAUGCUUAAUUGAGAUAUUUCAAUUGGCUUUGCCAGAGGCACUAUA